This is a messenger RNA of Gongylonema pulchrum, 357 nucleotides long. The record is from the annotation of a GenBank genome assembly. Lineage: Eukaryota; Metazoa; Nematoda; Chromadorea; Rhabditida; Gongylonematidae.
CUAAUUUAUGCGCCAACAUUGAAUGUGCGCAAGAGGCGGAAUGUCGAGAAACCGAGCGAGGUCCGGUUUGUGAAUGCCUAUCCGGAUAUGUGGAUAUUUCUCGCCAACAUGGUAUGGCUGCUGGGCAUGUUUGCCGGAGCAUCCUGUAUCGAUACAGCAGAUUCAUUCACCUGUCGUUGCCGUGAUGGAUUUCGUGACGAAAGUCCUGAUCUCGCCAAUCGUCCAGGACGUGUUUGUGUAAGGGAGGACAAAUCUGCUUCGCGCCUGUGUUCUUCUGACUCGAUUAAACUACUGAACAGCGCCAGCAUGUGCAGUACUGAAGUGGAUCCGGAUAAAUUUUUCCAGAUUUCGCGAUAA